Rubroshorea leprosula is the source of this 1676-nucleotide messenger RNA. NCBI's taxonomy places the organism in Eukaryota, Viridiplantae, Streptophyta, Magnoliopsida, Malvales, Dipterocarpaceae. The record is from the annotation of a GenBank genome assembly.
GAUCCUCUUCUAAUUAGGGUUUUUUUUCAAAUUUGUCUGAUUUCCCUCCAAAUCCUCUGAAGGUUCAAAUUUAGAAACUAUCAAAAUCCUAAAUUUUUCUUCUUUCUAGGGUUUAAUUGAGACUCUGAGAUUUGGUUUAGUUUCUUCGGUCCCAGCUUGGUUUCUGCUUGUCUUGAGAUUAAUUCGGGUUCUUGAAUUUCUGGUAAGGACGCAAAAUUUGUCCUUUGUCUCUCCAUUCUUGUUCGUUAUGCAGUAAUUUCGUUUUUUUAGAUGUGAAUUCAAUCUAGGGUUUCAUAGUUCCUCAUCUAGUUUGGGGAUGAAUAAAACGAAAAUUCCUUCAUUCUUUCGUUUCGUCAACAAACAGGCGGGGUAACAAUUAAUAUUCAAUGAGUUUUUAGUAUUCAUGGGGGUGAAUGAUGAGGGAAUCUGAAAAAACCCAAUUUUGAUAUGAAAUUUUGAAUAUGAGCGAUGGAGGUGUGAAGAGUAGAAAAGAGAGGGAUGGUGAGCAAAAUUUGUCACCGGCAAAAGCUAAAGCAGACGACUUUGGCCGGGAAGUGUCCAAGAUUGCUGUGGCACAGAUAUGUGAGAGGGUGGGGUAUCAGGGCUUCAAAGGGUCUGCUUUGGAAGCCCUCUCUGAUAUUGCAAUUAAAUACCUUUGUGACUUGGGGAAGACUGCAAGUUCUUAUGCUAGUUUAGCUGGUAGGACAGAAUGCAAUCUUUUUGAUAUAGUUCGCGGUUUUGAAGAUUUCGGAGUUCCACAAGGAUUUUCAGACACAUCAGAGGUUGCCAAUUGUGCUGUAGGUUCAGGCAAGGUGAGGGAGAUGAUUGAGUUCUUCAGUUCUACAGAGGAAAUUCCUUUUGCUCAACCUGUGUCAUGUUUUCCGGUUAUUAGGGAUAGGAAGAUGAUCCCUUCUUUCGAAAAGAUGGGUGAAACCCCACCUGGUAAACAUAUCCCUACUUGGUUGCCAGCUCUUCCAGAUGUUCACACUUACGUUCACACGCCUCUGUGGAAUGAGAGGGCGUCAAAUCCCCGUGAGGAUAAGAUUGUGCAAGCAAAGCAGCGAAGAAAGGCAGAGAGAGCUUUGUUGAGUUUGCAGCAAAGACUGUUGUGUAAUGGUUCAACAAUAAGUUCAGUUUUGGAGGCUCCAGAUGAUGAAAAGGAUGAACAUCAAGGAACUGGAACCAACCCUUUUCUUGCCAUGCCUUUGCAGCCCGGGAAGAAAGACGUUUCUCAGAUUGUUUUGCCAGCAAAGUUUUCCGAUGAGGUGAUGAAGGUUGAUGAAGUUUCUGUUCUUGAGGCAUUUGCUACUGCAAUUGAAGCACUCAAAGAUGAGCAGCAGCUGCUUCCACAUAGGAGGCAUGCUGUUAAUUUUAAGUUCAGAACCGGCAAGGAACUUGUGGGUGAAUCAUUGGAUUUGAAUCUAUUGAAGAAGAAUGGUGGAAAAGCAGUAAUAUUUUUACGGGAUGAUGAGAGGGAUGACAAAAGGAGAAGAGCUGAGUUUGUUCUUAGGCAAUCUAUUGAAAAUCCUGUGGAUCUCAACCAGUCAUAAUGUACCAUGGAUAUUGUAAUUCUCAUUAAUCUCAUUACUUUAGGCCCCAUUAAUCUCAUUACUUUAGUGAGCUAUGGAUGGUUCUUUUGUAUGGUUUUUUUGCAUGGAUAAAAAAUGAUAUAGUUA